AUGUUGGGACUAACCACGCGACGCAUUCUCCGGACAAGGGCCGCAGAGCGCCCAUCGCAAUUGUGUCUUGCGUCCAAGGAUUUUCACACCAGUCAAUCCAAUGCGGCGUCCCGACCUACGUGGAUGCCCAUGCGCGUCAAGACACCGUGGAUUGAAGCAUUGACGAAGAGCAGAGAGGAUGCGAAGUCCGGCAAGGGAGCUUCUGCGCCGGUCGCGAAGCCCGAUCUGACCCCUAAGAAGAUGUCGGAUAGUCAUUAUAGUGCUAUUUUGCCGUUGGCACAAGACAAAUGGCUCCUUGAUACAUAUUUGAAUGCUUCGGGGCAUAUCAGGUUGGGAUCGCUACUGAUGGACCUGGAUGCCCUAGCCGGUAUCAUUGCUUACAGACACACCGGAGGCUCGGUGACGACUGUGACCGCUGCAUGUGACCGAAUCACCAUCGAACAUCCUCUGAUGGAGAUCUGCGAUCUCGAGCUCAGUGGCCAGGUUACCUACGCUACAGGCCGCUCUAGUAUGGAGAUAUCUCUGCAGGUCGCAAAGGCCCCUCCUGAAGGACAGAAGGCGAAACCUGAGGACGUCCUGAUCACUUGCGCCUUCACAAUGGUGUCUCUGGAUCCGGCUACCAAGAAACCCGUCAAUGUUGCACCCCUUCUGCUAGAAACUGACGAAGAACGUCUUCUCUUCAAAAAGGGAGAAGAAAACUAUCAGGCCAAGAAAGGGCUGAGAAAACGAAGUCUGCUUCAGAAGGCCCCAGACGACGAAGAGAGUAACCUGAUUCACUCCAUGUGGACCAAGGAGAUGUCAUACCUGAGCCCCGAAUCUCCCGAUCAGAGACCAUCAAACAUGGUCUUCAUGAGCGACACCAACUUGAAAUCAGCCAUGAUCAUGCAGCCGCAAGACCGCAACCGUCACAACUUCAUGAUCUUCGGUGGUUUCCUUUUGAAGCAGACCUUCGAGCUUGCAUUCUGCUGUGUAGCGUCUUUCUCCCACGCUCGACCCAACUUCAUCUCCCUUGAUCCUAGCACCUUCGAGAACCCCGUUCCCGUCGGCAGCGUCCUGUACCUUCGCGCCACGGUUGCCUAUACAGAGCCUGUCGAAACCGAGUCAGGCAGCAAGUACACCAAGGUUCAGGUCCGCGUGGACACCAAGGUCAGGGAUGUGGAGCAUGGCACCAAGAAGUCGACCGGCCAGUUCAACUACACCUUCUUGGUUGAGAAGGAUAUUCAGGUCAUGCCGAAGAGUUACGGCGAGUUUAUGCUCUGGACCGAUGCCAGGAGACGGUCACAGAAUGCGGCUGCAUUGGCUCCUGCUGGGUCGAGGGAGUUUAGUGCUCUUAGAGGGCUCAAGGAUAGUGUGACUGAAUAG
Aspergillus oryzae RIB40 is the source of this 1362-nucleotide messenger RNA. Its product is annotated as putative acyl-CoA thioester hydrolase. Gene Ontology annotation, molecular function: fatty acyl-CoA hydrolase activity. Gene Ontology annotation, biological process: acyl-CoA metabolic process. The coding region runs from base 1 to 1362 and encodes 453 amino acids. The record is from RefSeq and is a predicted model, not a curated record. Gene Ontology annotation, cellular component: mitochondrion. NCBI's taxonomy places the organism in Eukaryota, Fungi, Ascomycota, Eurotiomycetes, Eurotiales, Aspergillaceae. The transcript has 6 exons.